CUAACCAUUGGGGUAUGUACAUUGGUAUGGGUAUGGAUAGCGGGUUCUAAACCGGUCCGGAAAUACUAAACCUGUUUCGAGAAUCAUUGAUCACCAUUAGAGAGCCGUUAGGGUUUUAGCUUUAGGUUUAUGUUGCGAAUACAUAUUGAAGGUAAAGAAAGUAAACAUCUGCCUAUUUGGUGCUACCAAAGAAUAUCUGUUCGCUUUCGUAAAUCGAAUUUGUGUCUUAUAAUUUAGUUAAGAAAGAUAGCAGUGAAGUGAAGUGAAGAAUGAUAGCAGCAGUUUCAUGGGUGCCCAAAGGGGUUUCAAAGUCUGUUCCAGCAGUGGCUGAGCCACCUUCCAAAGAGGAAAUUGAAGAGAUGAUAAACUCUGGUGCUUUAGAUAGAGGUGAAGAUAGUGGGAGUGAGAAGGAUGAUGAAAAUAUGGAAAUUGAUAAUUCCAAGCAGAAUAAUGAAGUCGAUCAAGCAUUAGCUGUAGCAGAUGCACUUGGUAGAGCUCCCAAGUCAACCAUUAAAUUUGAUGACAUCACCGAGGGUCUUAAAGAGCUUGAUAUGGAUAAUUAUGAUGAGGAGGAUGAGGGCAUUGAGUUAUUCAGCACUGGACUUGGGGACCUUUACUACCCUAGCAAUGAGGCAGAUCCCUAUCUUAAUGAUAAUGAUGAUGAAGAUUCAGAAGAUCUUGAGGACAUGACCAUUAACCCAAAGGAUGCAGUCAUAGUUUGUGCUCGUAAUGAGGAUGAAUUCAGUCACCUUGAGGUUUGGAUAAUUGAGGAAUCAGAUGACGGUGAUUCAAACAUGUAUGUUCACCAUGAUAUUAUUCUAUCAGCGUUCCCCCUUUGUACAGCAUGGCUUGAUUGUCCACUUAAAGGGGCAGAAAAAGGAAACUUCAUAGCUGUUGGCUCAAUGGAACCAUCAAUUGAAAUAUGGGACCUGGACAUUGUUGAUGAAGUGCAACCAUCCGUAGUUUUAGGUGGUGUCGCUGAAAAGAAGAAGAAGAAAAAAGGAAAGAAGACAUCAAUUAAAUACAAAGAAGGAAGUCACACUGAUUCUGUACUUGGCCUUGCCUGGAACAAACAGUUCAGGAAUAUACUUGCCAGUGCUAGUGCUGACAAGCAAGUUAAAAUUUGGGAUGUGGCUACUGGAAAAUGUGAUAUUACUAUGGAGCAUCACACUGACAAGGUACAAGCAGUUGCUUGGAAUUAUCAUGAGCCGCAAGUUCUUCUCAGUGGAUCUUUUGAUCAUUCAGUGGUCCUGAAGGAUGGGAGGAUACCUACACAUCCUGGUUUUAAAUGGUAUGUCACAGCUGAUGUCGAAAGCUUGGCCUGGGAUCCCCACAAUACUCAUUCAUUUGUGGUGAGUCUUGAAGAUGGUACGGUCCAAGGUUUUGAUAUCCGGACUGCAAAGACUGAUUCAACUUCUGAUUCAAAGCCAAGUUUUACACUCCAUGCACAUGACAAAGCUGUUUGCACAGUCUCCUAUAAUCCGUCUGUGCCUAAUCUUCUUGCAACAGGAUCUACAGAUAAAAUGGUAAAACUUUGGGAUUUGUCAAACAACCAACCAUCAUGUGUAGCGUCAAAGGAUCCUAAGGCUGGGGGUAUCUUUUCAAUUUCCUUCUCAGAAGACAGCCCGUUCUCACUCGCUAUAGGAGGUUCAAAGGGCAAACUGCAAGUCUGGGACAUAUCAUCAGAUGCAGGGGUCUCAAGAAGAUUUAUGAACUCCAGCAAGCAGAAUGGACCUCAUCCGGGGACUUGAUUGAAAGUGAAAAAUACGAUCCUUUUUGACAUUGAGCUUGUAAUUAUCGCAGAAAAAAGCUUGUUCAUUGCUUGCAAAAGUAAUGUUCACUGUAGUUUUUCAAAUUCUGUAAGGUUGUAAUUUUGUUUGUUUCCCUUUCUGGAAUUAUUUAUACAUGCUAAUGCAUGAAUUGGAUCAGAGACGAAAAUCAAGGUGAUGAUAUAAAAUGUUCUACUGAUUCUGCCU
Messenger RNA from Ricinus communis (castor bean), 1976 nucleotides. RefSeq names its product periodic tryptophan protein 1 homolog. Gene Ontology annotation, biological process: rRNA processing. The transcript is spliced from 16 exons. The record is from RefSeq and is a predicted model, not a curated record. Gene Ontology annotation, cellular component: nucleus. Bases 270 to 1751 code for a protein of 493 amino acids. NCBI's taxonomy places the organism in Eukaryota, Viridiplantae, Streptophyta, Magnoliopsida, Malpighiales, Euphorbiaceae. Gene Ontology annotation, molecular function: protein binding.